Messenger RNA from Penaeus vannamei (Pacific white shrimp), 423 nucleotides. RefSeq lists its product as uncharacterized. NCBI's taxonomy places the organism in Eukaryota, Metazoa, Arthropoda, Malacostraca, Decapoda, Penaeidae. The record is from RefSeq and is a predicted model, not a curated record.
AUGACGUCUUCAUCAGCGGCGGCAGCAGGUGGGGUGCGGGGCCUCCGCUACCCAGUGGGCCGCCAGGUACACACUUACCUGUUCCCUGUAAUUGAAAGGUCGACACACGAGGGCUGGGCGACGAUUAGCAUGUUAGUGCAUGGCGCGGACUCUGUGAUACGAAGCAGGCGGCGUCAACUGCGAGAGGAUAGGCCGAGUCUCCGCAGGAUAAGUCUGUGGGCGGUAGGAGGCUGCUUACUUCUUCGGGCCUUUGUAGACCGCAGGAAAAAUAACUCUGAAGCCACAACAUGGCCCCGAGAGCAGCUGCGCCGUCAGCAGCAGAAGCAGGACCGGCCUUCACUGCAGGCCAGCGGGGCUCCCGGCGGGGGAGGUGGGGGAGGCGAGGGAGGCGCGGGCGGCGGCAUGCUCGGGCUGGCUCGAUGA